AUCGAGCAUCGCCUGUCAAAAUAGUUCACUAAAAUCAGCAACAAUGGCCGAAGCUGUGGAAAACUGUUUAACUUGCCGCAGAAAAACAGAUAAUUUCCUCCGGACAUCGGACGAUUCAACUGCGGAAAAUAUCGGGGCCAUUAUCGCCAUUCAUUUCUGGUUCCAGGCUGACCAAUAUGAGCACCAAGUGCUGUGCACCAGUUGCUGGGAAAAGAUCGAUGAUUUCCACAAAUUUUACAAUGAAGUAAAACAGGUCUGGUCCGACGAGAGUCUACCCAGCAGCGCCAUCAUCAAGAAGGAAAAGUUCAACGAUGAUACCCAACCCGAACUCAUUGCUUGCGAGUUGGUCAAAGUGGAAAUCGACAAAGCAGAAGAGCUAGACAAAUUCCACGAUGAGGACGACGAUGAUUCAGGCAAAAAUUAUGUUCCAUAUGAAGAAUCGGAAACCUCAGACGAUUCCGAAGAGGAAUCCGCGAUACCCAUAGCUAAGAGAUGCCGAAGCGUCAAGCGCCCUUCAAAGACUACAAAGCGUGAUAAGCCAAUUCGCAAGAAGCGCCAAGUCAGCACUCAACGGACUCCGAAGGUUGUGAAUCGAAAACGUAACAUUCAUUGCAGGGAGGAGUACCCAUUCCAAUGUCUCAUUUGCGAUCCGGUAAGAGCAUUUAAGGAAAGCGAGGGUUUACGGUUGCACAACGAAGUAUGCCACACGGAAGAGUCGGAGAAAAAGUUCCAGUGCGAUCAAUGCGAGAAAGCAUUUACUAGCGAAUGGCAACUCUCCGGACACAAGAGUUGGCAUCAGAAGCAGAUCUUGAAUUUCUACUGUGAAAAAUGCAACAAACAUUUCGAUUCAGGGCGAACGUUGAACAACCACAUGCACGCAAAUCAUCCUGAAACGGUCCCUAAAUUCUUAAUGCCAAGCCCAAUCUCAACCGGAGACACUGCCACAAAUGAUCAGCAAGCUCUAGCCCCAACGGAAAAUCCAGCGAAUACUUCGCAAAGCUCUCAGGUCGCAUCCGAUUGGAAUCCGAAAAAUCCAGAGGAAAUAGCACAACGCGAUGAGACGAUUCGGAAAUUCUGCACCCUCAUCUGCGACAAAUGUGGAUUCGCGGGCGAAAACUUCUACUAUCUAGAGAAGCACUACAAAAACGAACACAAUUUGCUCGGGUAUGCGCUCUGCUGCAACCGGAAGUUUUUCAAAAAGCGAAAGUUGUACGAGCAUUGUCUACGACACAUCAAUCCGGACAUGUUCCGUUGCGAGCUUUGUAAGCGAUCUUUCAUGGACAGAGACAGUCUUUUAAGUCACAAUAAACGAGUUCACACGCCAGACUCGCAGAAACCGUUCAAGUGUGAAAUAUGCGAUGCGGCUUUCCAUAAAGAGUAUUUGAUGAAGACCCACAUGAAGUACCACCUGUCAUUGGAGCAAAAAAUUUACAACUGCAAAGAUUGCGAUCGAUCUUUCGGAGCAGCAACCUACUUACGCACACAUCAGCAAACCGUUCACGGUGCCGCAUCCAGCUGGGUGUGCGAUAUCUGUGCCAAGGGAUUUGCCCACAAGUGGCGCCUGGAGUCGCAUCGGCUUUCGCACACGGCGGAAGGAGCUGCCAGCUUGAAGAGACAGUGCGACAACUGUAAGAAGUGGCUCAAGAAUGAAAUAUCAUUCAAAAACCAUCUGAUGCGGUGUUUGAACAGCAAUCCCGUGUCGUGCGAUCUUUGCGGGAAGGAAGCUGCAAAUGAGCUGGCCUUGGCCAGUCACAAGCGACUUCAUCACACGGAGCAGCCAGUGUACACCUGCAGCUACUGCGGGAAGCAGUUCAAACGCGCCAUUCGGCACAAGGAGCACGAGGCGAACCACCGGGGAGAGGUUCUUUAUUCGUGUCCAUUCUGUCCUUACACUUGUAAUUCCAAUUCCAACAUGUACACCCACAAGAAGGUGGCUCAUCCUGAAUUGUGGGCGGCAAAGAUUAACGAUAAGUACUAUAAGCGAUAAUUUACAACUGGGAUGUAAUUUAACAAGGUUUUAACUAAAGGAUCUCUAGUAUCUUAGAAA
Molecule: messenger RNA, 2047 nt
Organism: Aedes aegypti (yellow fever mosquito)
Lineage: Eukaryota; Metazoa; Arthropoda; Insecta; Diptera; Culicidae
Product: zinc finger protein 91
Exons: 6
Coding region: 44-1987 (647 amino acids)
Biological process (GO): regulation of transcription by RNA polymerase II
Cellular component (GO): nucleus
Molecular function (GO): RNA polymerase II transcription regulatory region sequence-specific DNA binding; zinc ion binding; DNA-binding transcription factor activity, RNA polymerase II-specific
Source: RefSeq, a predicted model, not a curated record